AUGCUCGUCCAGGAGCGUGCCCGUCGGGCGACGGCGGGCAACCGCAUGCGCGACCUGCUGGAGCAGGCGCUCGAGGAGGACGACCUGUUCGUCGAGGCAGAGAAUGACGUCGAGUUUGAGGCGCGCGACGAGGAGCCCGACUAUGUCGACUCGGACUUUGAUGGCAACAGCAGCGAGGAGGAGAGCGGCGAGGAUGAGGAAGCGGAAGAGUCGCUCGCCCGCGAAGAGAAACGGCAGGCCAAGGCUGCGCGGCGGCCGGCUGUGCGCUCUCUCGCGGCGGUGGUGAGUGCGCCGGCGCCGCGGCGGGCGGCGCGUCCGCCACCCGCGCCGCGGCCCAGCGCGGCAGGUACGCAGGGCAGCGUGCGCAGCAGCUCGCGGCGUGCCACUGUUGUGAGCAAGCUCGCGACGCAGAGCAAGCUCCAGGAGGCCGAGGCCCGGCGUGCGUCGGCCAAGGCGCGGCCGGUGAAGCGGGCCAAGCAGCUGACGCAGGAUAUGCUCAUCCGCGAGGCCCUCGAGACCGAGGAAACCAACACAGAGAGCCUCUUGCACUUUCUCGAGCGCGAGGAGGAGCGCAAGGCUCGGCAGCGACAGUCUACCAAGAAGGAGAUCCAGGGGCCCUUUGUGCGGUGGAUCAGUGUGGGACUGCCGCAGAACAUUUGGGCCAUGCGCGCGCACGAGCACGAGGCCCGCGCAAAGACCGAGGGUGCUGAGCCUGUGCAGCCGCAGGACGGGCCUGCGCAGCCUCGUCCGGAGGCGCCAGGUCCUAUGGGGCCUGCGGGGGCCUCCUUGGCAGGUCCCAAGGAAGAGCCUGCGCUGCUUCCUCAGGAGGCGCCUGCUCGAGCGCCUUCCGAGGUGCCUGCACAACAGUCGUCCGAGAUACCUGCCCAAGGGCCUGCUCAACGGUCGUCAGAAACAUCUACUAGUGGCCCUGAGGUGCCUGGCCAAGGGUCGUCCGAGGCACCUGGCCAAGGGUCGUCCGAGGCACCUGGCCAAGGGUCUCCCGAGACACCUGGCCAAGGGUCGUCCGAGGCACCUGGCCAAGGGUCGUCCGAGACACCUGGCCAAGGGUCGUCCGAGACACCUGGCCAAGGGUCGUCCGAGACACCUGUUCAAGGGCCGUCCGAGACACCUACUCGUUGUCCUGCGGAGGCGCCUGCCCAAGGACCGACCGAGACACCCUCCCAAGAACCGACCGAGACACCCUCCCAAGGGUCUGCCGAGACCCCAGAGCCUCUGCGGGCGAGUGCCUCCGCGCCAGCCUCGCGCGUGCUCGUCACCCAAGCCGAGCCGACCGCUACCGAUACCCCUCCCAGCGAGUCCGAGGUCCUGAGCGUCAGCGCCCCCGGCCUGGCGGAUCCCGGCGCCGGCGACAUCACUGGCCGCACCAUACUGACAUUGCAAAACAUGGAGCCAACCACUACGUGGGUGGACGAGUUCCGCUACCUGCUAGGGGAUCACUGCGCAUGGGACCGGCUCCCGAUCGUGCCAUCGCGUAACCGCCCGUUCCGACCGCGCCAGAGCCUGUGUGUCAUUACGGGUUUGCCGGCGCGCUACCGCGACCCACAUACGGGCUUGCCUUAUGCCACGACCCAGGCGUAUGCGAUGCUGCGGCGCGUCCUGGACGGCGAGUUUCUAUGGACGGGGUCGCCGCACCGGGCCACAGCAUUGGCGGCUGGGUGCUUCGGCUCCGCCCUGGCGGACUGUGGCGCAGGCCAUGUGUUCUCGUAG
Molecule: messenger RNA, 1728 nt
Organism: Malassezia sympodialis ATCC 42132
Lineage: Eukaryota; Fungi; Basidiomycota; Malasseziomycetes; Malasseziales; Malasseziaceae
Product: Vps72/YL1 family protein
Cellular component (GO): nucleus
Source: RefSeq, a predicted model, not a curated record